GGAAGACGCCAGGGUGAAAUCUUGCCCAAUCGGGCAACAUUUGCGGCCGCCCUCUAUUCGCGACUGGACGGAAAUCGUUUGGGAUUCAGGAAAAGAUGAAACUGCGAUGCGACGUUUCUUGGUCCAAUAAUAACAAUAUACUAUUGAAUAAUCGAGCCAAACGAAGAAGUUCCGCUUUCUUGUAACUCGCUUGUGUAUGUGUAAAAAUGGCUUUGAGUAUGGAAUGUAAAACGUGUAUAUUCCUCUUUUCAUUGUUGCUCCGUCCCAGAUCUGCUUUUGUGCCGUCGGCCACCAACAUUUCCCUGGACUGUCACAAUUUUAUAAACAUCCUCCGCUGGGACUACAGCGACCAUGAAACUCUGAAGCCCAACUUCGAAGUGACCGUCAAAAAGCUAGAAAGCACGCCAAAGCCGAUCCGGGUGGACUACCCUAACCUCCAGUGCGACCUCUCCGCCUUCAGCAGUCCCGACAACGACUACAGCGUCGCGGUGACGGCCGUGGUGGGGCUGAACGAGAGUCUCCCGGCUCCGCCGAACGGAUUGACCUUCAGCUACUUCCACAGCUCUCCGUCGGAGCAGCUAUGUUCAUUGGACCUUCCGCCCGUCAACGUCACUUUCCAACCGGAUGUUGGAAUCAUGAUCAGUUUCAGCCAUCCUGCUGUGCUGUACGGCCAAAGGCGGUUGAACAAGCCAAAGAGAAAAGCGAAAAUGUCCGAAUUCAAUUACGAAGUGGUAGUGACCGGCGACCAGAAGAAGUACGGCGGCAAAUGUAAGAUGGACGUGUGUGAGAAGGUCAUCCCAGCAGGGCUCCAGCAGGACUGUGUGAGGAUCGACGGCUACUGGAACAAAACAACCGUCCUAAGCACCCAGGACUACUGCGCCCGGGCCGCCCCCGCCCCAGCCCCCGCUUACCAGGGUCUGUUCAUCGGGCUUGGGGUAUGUUUCGUCGUAGCACUCCUAAUCCUUGGGUUUGCUUUCAUCUGCAAGAGAGUCAGAGCCUCCUCCCAAAUACCUUACGCUCUGUCCUUCCCUCGCUCCCCUCAGUCCUUCCCUGAGAGGCAGGACCAAAGCCACAGCCCGCUCAUCCAAGAUCAAAAUCUGUCUCCGGUGUCCCCUGGUGCCUUUUACAACGGGGACCGCCUCACGAUCACUGCAGUAGACCAGAACGGGAUCGGAUCCGUGCAAAGCGUCAUCACUGCAGCAGAGAUGGAGCCCGAGCGGCCCCGCCCCGCCGGGAAGCCGGCGGUGCCCAACGGGAGCGUGCCGUUGGCCCCCAGGUUGAAGCCAGCAGCAGAGGCUUCCGGGAUGGACCCCGCCAGGAAUGACCCAGGGGUGGCCGCCCGUGCCACGGGGCAGGGUGACCCGGGAGUGCAGCCCCAGGUGGGGGAUGACCCAGGAGGGGCAGCAGGCGCCCCGGGGCCCCUCCCGCUGUACGCAGACGUGGACGAGGGCGCCCUGGGAGGGGAGCCUCCCGAUGAGUCCCUGAACGAUUCGGGUUACGAACAACGCGUGAGGGUGGAGCUCACUCCUGGGGAUACUGUCGAUGCCUACCUUGGUUGAGCUAACCUAAGAAGCAAAAGUGUGUUUUCAUGAUGGUGAAUUAUGGGAUGCUCAGGCAUAUGUGUGCGGUUGACUUGGCAGAAUUCGACAGACCCUAGCAAUUUGAGUCAAUAAUUUUGCAUUGCAUGAUAUUCUGUUAACAUUGAAGUGGAUAUUGGAACUGUUAAACGUUUUUUUUCAGUGAUGUAAUCCAAAAUUUAGAGCCAGAGAGACAAACGGCAGCCCUGCGAAACCGGGUCAUAUUUAUCCCUUCAAUCACAAUUGAUUCUGAUAUCCAUAGAAAAGGGUUUACAUUUAGGUGCCACUGAGGAAGGUAGGACAGAUGACCAGAGCACAAGGGAUAACAUUUUGACGACAUCGCUUAAUCGGUGAGGUGGUCAAUACGUAGACGACACUGGGG
This is a messenger RNA of Gadus morhua (Atlantic cod), 1959 nucleotides long. It is a transcript of the gene ifngr1l, whose product is annotated as interferon gamma receptor 1-like. Gene Ontology annotation, molecular function: cytokine receptor activity; protein binding. The transcript has 7 exons. Gene Ontology annotation, biological process: cytokine-mediated signaling pathway. Lineage: Eukaryota; Metazoa; Chordata; Actinopteri; Gadiformes; Gadidae. Bases 207 to 1559 code for a protein of 450 amino acids. The record is from RefSeq and is a predicted model, not a curated record. Gene Ontology annotation, cellular component: plasma membrane.